AUUGCAGAGAUUUCUUUUCAAAGCCGAAAGAUCGACUUCACAGAGMAUUUUCCGACCUCGUUCCUACGAGAUUAGURAUAUACAUACCAWAUUAUUUUAAUAUCGUCCAUAAAGAGUAAGAAUCAGUCGACAUAAGAUGUUGUUCGCCGGUAUAAARGAAACGCUCUCCAAGCUUGUGCAGUCUCCUUUUGGCGUGGUCAGAGCCGAAGAAGAAGAAUUAGUUGACCCUGCCAAGGUGUUGAGGGCUAAGUGUGAACAACAAAAAGAAGCGCAAGAACGGUUUGCCAAGCUGCAAGAAUGCAACACUCGGGUAAAUUCUAGAAAAGCAACGGCUGAAACCUGUGUUGAAGAAUUCUGGGAUUUUCUGGAAGUCGUUGAUAAAUGUAUCGCAAAAGACCUGUUUGAUCAUCUCAAGUGAAUAAUGUAUAAUAUAUGGUGUUGCAGUUUGACAGCCAUUUAGCCUUAGGUAUUUUAUGUGUGGUAUAAUCCAUUCUGUAAACAAUGAUAUGAUAUUACCAUUAUUUCUUGUUUUUUUUUUCGAUUUUCCAAUAAAAUCUGAGUUGAUUGACAA
This is a messenger RNA of Diuraphis noxia (Russian wheat aphid), 571 nucleotides long. Its product is annotated as cytochrome b-c1 complex subunit 6, mitochondrial-like. The record is from RefSeq and is a predicted model, not a curated record. Gene Ontology annotation, biological process: mitochondrial electron transport, ubiquinol to cytochrome c. Gene Ontology annotation, cellular component: respiratory chain complex III. Lineage: Eukaryota; Metazoa; Arthropoda; Insecta; Hemiptera; Aphididae.